UUCAUAUUGAUAAAAAGGUUAAACAGGUGAAUUGAGCGAAACCUCCAUGGUCUUGGCUAAUUCUUGCCUGGAACAGUAUGGAUUCAAAGUGUAAAUAAUUUAACGAUGUAGGUCCAAGGGAUCUCUUCCGACGAAUGCUAGAACCUCAGCAGGUUGACAAUCCCAACGCCUUCUUCUCUGCAAUAUCCCUAACCCAGUGGUGCCCUGCCACUCUGCAACUUCUUAACGUCUUCCACUGCCUGCUGUGUAUAGAUAUGGCAAAUUCCAUGCACAAUUCUAUAUCUUGAGAUAUGAAUACAUGCGCAGCCUUUUGGUUAAAGAAAGAUUCAGAAUUCACGUGCCUCUUCAUACAGAAUUUGUUUCAUACUCAUAAAGUACUCAUUCUCUGCUUGCAUACACAGAGUAUUAUCAUUUUCAAGGUUUUUUCUUUUCUCUUUUAGCUUUGAUAUGUGUAUAUAUAUAUAGAGAGAGAGUGGUGGAUUUUCAUGGAAUGGAUGAAGGGUGUGGGUCUUGUGUGACUGUGGGUAUCAUGGGUAGGUGCUGCUUCGGUGUGGUAUCGAUUGCUGUGCUGUGUUUUGCUGCGUUGGUGAGUUACGGGGCGGAAGGGUAUCCGGCUGAAGAUCUGGUGGUGGAGUUGCCUGGCCAACCCAAGGUUGGGUUCAAGCAGUUUGCUGGGUAUAUUGAUGUCGAUGUGAAGAAUGGGAGGAGCCUGUUUUACUACUUUGUUGAGGCUGAGAAGAACCCUGAAAAGAAGCCCCUUGCUCUCUGGCUCAAUGGAGGUCCUGGUUGUUCCUCCGUUGGUGGAGGUGCCUUCACCGAGUUGGGUCCAUUUUUUCCUACAGGGGAUGGCCGAGCCCUUCGAAGAAAUUCAAUGUCUUGGAACAGAGCAUCAAACAUCCUAUUCGUCGAGUCACCUGCUGGAGUAGGGUGGUCAUACUCAGAAACAGCUUCUGAUUACACUACAGGAGAUGCCAAAACUGCCAACGAUAUGUAUAUUUUCUUAUUGAAGUGGUACGAGAAGUUCCCAGAAUUCAAAUCACGGGAACUGUUUCUUACAGGAGAAAGUUAUGCAGGGCAUUACAUCCCACAGUUGGCUGAGGUUCUUCUGGAUCAUAAUGCACGUUCAACUGGUUUCAAGUUCAAUAUCAAAGGAGUUGCUAUUGGGAAUCCACUCCUUAGACUUAAUCGGGAUAUUCCAGCAACGUAUGAAUUCUUUUGGUCUCAUGGGAUGAUUUCUGAUGAGAUUGGCCUCAAGAUCAUGAAUGAAUGUCAAUUUGAUGACUACACAUUUGCAAACCCGCACAAUGUAACAGAUUCAUGUAAUGAAGCUUUAACACAAGCAAAUAUAAUUGUUGGUAGUUUCAUAGACAACUAUGAUGUGAUCCUAGAUAUUUGUUAUCCAUCAAUAGUGGAGCAAGAACUGCGACUGAGGAAACUGGCUACCAAGAUAAGUGUUGGAGUUGAUGUCUGUAUGAGCUAUGAAAGAAGUUACUACUUCAACCUUCCUGAGGUUCAGAAGGCUCUUCAUGCCAAUCGAACAAAUUUACCGUAUGCAUGGUCCAUGUGCACUGGUGGUUUAGAGUACAGCGAUACGGAUGCUAAUAUGGACAUGCUUCCCAUUCUCAAAAAGAUUAUUAAAAAUCACAUUCCAGUUUGGGUGUUCAGUGGUGAUGAAGAUUCUGUUGUGCCACUUCUGGGCUCUAGAACACUUGUUCGCGAGCUAGCUCAUGAUCUAAACUUGAAGAUUACAGUUCCUUAUGGAGCUUGGUUUCACAGAAGCCAGGUGGGAGGUUGGGUAACAGAAUAUGGAAAUUUAUUGACAUUUGCCACAGUAAGAGGUGCUGCUCAUAUGGUGCCAUAUUCACAGCCAUCAAGAGCUUUGCAUCUGUUCAGUUCAUUUGUACGUGGCAGGAGAUUGCCAAAUUCGACACGAAUUCCAACGGAGGAUUAAUUAAGAAUAGGAGUUUAUGGUAUUUCUCAAAUCAAAAUUCUGAUAAGAAUAAGUAAUAGGCUUCAAAGGAAAGGGAUUUCCAAUUAUAGUUGAUAUGUGUUUUGAUUGGUCAUUAGAAUUGGAUGUUUAGAGUUUGGAAUCAUAAAAGGGAAGCUAGCUACUCCCUUGCCUUAAAUAACAGAAGACUGCUUCA
This is a messenger RNA of Manihot esculenta (cassava), 2144 nucleotides long. Its product is annotated as serine carboxypeptidase-like 42. The record is from RefSeq and is a predicted model, not a curated record. NCBI's taxonomy places the organism in Eukaryota, Viridiplantae, Streptophyta, Magnoliopsida, Malpighiales, Euphorbiaceae. The coding region runs from base 491 to 1951 and encodes 486 amino acids. The transcript is spliced from 10 exons. Gene Ontology annotation, biological process: proteolysis. Gene Ontology annotation, molecular function: serine-type carboxypeptidase activity.